Molecule: messenger RNA, 5363 nt
Organism: Mugil cephalus (flathead mullet)
Lineage: Eukaryota; Metazoa; Chordata; Actinopteri; Mugiliformes; Mugilidae
Gene: brpf1
Product: bromodomain and PHD finger containing, 1
Exons: 15
Coding region: 486-4466 (1326 amino acids)
Biological process (GO): regulation of transcription by RNA polymerase II
Cellular component (GO): MOZ/MORF histone acetyltransferase complex
Molecular function (GO): protein binding
Source: RefSeq, a predicted model, not a curated record
UUGAAACGAAGCCACAGAUUCGCAACUUUCAUCACGAACGCUGUGGGAAAAAAAUAUAUUAGACAUAAUCCAAAUAUAUCUGUCGUUUUGAUGAAAUUAAUUUUAGGAGUUGAUGAAAUCUCGGUCAAAAUAUUGACGGUGGGUCUAAAUUUACCACCAAAGCCGAGAAAUAGAUCCCGCUUUGUGUGGCGAAUGUGUCAACGCGCGUCCACGGCGUAGCGUUACAGCAAUGGUUGCCCCUUUUGUUCAACCGAGUUCCUGAAUUAUUCCCAACACAAUGAAAUGAUCGGGAUAGUAUAUCGUUUCUUAAAAUACGUUUUACUGUACCCACGCUUCCUGUGCUCUCUUCUGGGAUCAUCUAAUGAAUUAAAAAUCGAUCUGAGGCAUUUCUGAGGCGCUGCGAGGUUUCCGAAGCACGCAGUCUGGAGGAACGUGGAGUAAUGUAAACGUGAACACCCUCUGUCCCAGCAGUGGCUGUUGGCACAAUGGGGCUGGACUUUGAUGUAAAGACGUUCUGUCACAACCUGCGGGCCACCAAGCCCCCUUAUGAGUGCCCUGUGGAGAGUUGCCGCAAGGUCUACAAGAGCUACAGCGGCAUUGAGUAUCACCUUUACCACUAUGACCAUGAUAACCCGACCCCUGCACAGACUUUGCCCCAGAAGAAGAGGAAGGGACGGCCUCCUCGUGUGUCCCUGGCUGGUUCGGGGGACACGGAUGAUGGCGGAGGAAACAGCGGCGGAGGACCGGGGCAUGGAGGGAACACACCUGGUAGCCCCAAUCGCUCGGAGCGCUCUCACUCUCCAGGGAGAGAUACCAUGACUUACGCCCAGGCACAGCGCAUGGUGGAGCUGGAGAUUCAAGGACGCAUACACCGCAUCAGCAUCUUUGAGAACAUUGAUGUGGUGUCGGAGGAAGACAGUGAUGCAGAGGAUGCACCGCCAUCUGGAACUGGUAGUAGUGCGGGAGGGGUUUGUAACGGUAGCGAUGGUGGAGCCGGAGGUAGCGAAAUAGGAGGCAGCGGCAAGGACCGCUCAGACAUCCCAUCUUCUAAUGGAGGCAAAGCCACGCCAAAGUCUGGGAAGCAUAAGAGUAAAGAAAAGAAGAAGGACGGCUCAUCUCAUCAUCACAGCGCUCAGUCCGGCCCGGCGGUCAAGCUCCCGGAGGCGGUGUUCAGAGAACUGGACCAAGAGAGACCCGAUGCCCCCCCUCGACCGUUGUCUUACUACAGGUACAUAGAUAAGUCUGUGGAGGAGCUGGAUGAGGAGGUGGAGUAUGACAUUGAUGAGGAGGACUACAUCUGGCUUGACAUCAUGAACGACAAGCGGCGGCGUGACGGCGUGACACCCAUCCCUCAGGAGGUCUUUGAGUAUCUCAUGGAUCGCUUAGAGAAGGAGUCGUACUUUGAGAGCCACAACAAGGCGGAUCCCAGCACCUUAAUCGAUGAAGAUGCCGUCUGCUGCAUCUGCAACGAUGGAGAGUGUCAGAACAGCAAUGUGAUCCUGUUUUGUGACAUGUGCAACCUGGCGGUCCACCAAGAGUGCUAUGGUGUGCCAUAUAUUCCAGAGGGUCAGUGGUUGUGUCGGCGCUGCCUGCAGUCGCCAAGUCGAGCGGUGGACUGCGCGCUCUGUCCUAACAAGGGAGGCGCUUUCAAACAGACAGACGACGCGCGCUGGGCCCACGUAGUGUGUGCCCUCUGGAUCCCAGAGGUCUGCUUUGCCAACACAGUGUUUCUGGAGCCGAUCGAUAGUAUUGAGCACAUCCCUCCCGCACGCUGGAAGCUCACCUGCUACAUCUGCAAGCAGCGCGGCUCGGGCGCCUGCAUCCAGUGCCACAAAGCCAACUGCUACACGGCUUUCCACGUCACCUGCGCCCAGCAGGCAGGCCUCUAUAUGAAAAUGGAGCCUGUCAGAGAGACCGGGGCGAAUGGCACCUCCUUCAGCGUCCGCAAGACGGCAUACUGCGACAUCCACACGCCGCCCGGGUCGGCCCGACCUUUGGGAGGGGUGGGCGGUGCCAGCAUGGGGUCUUCCCACAGCGAGGGAGAGCUGGAGGAGGAUGACGAGCCCAGCAUCGGCCACGACGACGACUCCAAGGGUUGGAGCUCCGAACGAGCAAAGAGGGCGAAGGCCAAAUCCAGGCUGAAAAUGAAAAGGGCGAGGAAGAUCUUAGCCGAGAGGAGAGCCGCUGCUCCGGUGGUGUCUGUGCCCUGCAUACCCCCUCACAGGUUGAGCAAAAUCACAAGUAACUUGACAGUACCCAGGAAAAGCCAGUUCAUGCAACGCCUCCACAGCUACUGGACCCUGAAGAGGCAAAGUCGCAACGGCGUGCCACUGCUUCGCCGGCUUCAAACCCACCUGCAGUCACAGCGACACAUUGACCCAGUCCCACCGCCGCCUCCAUCACAGCUUCCCCUGGUAAAUGUUUGUCUACGGUGCAGUUAUUUAGCCUUUCUUCUUCUCAGCCGUCUUAACAGGUUUAUGGGUUUGUGUGUUCUGGUGUUGCAGAGGGACACCGAGGAGAAACAAAGCGCCUUGAAGGAGCAGCUGAAGGCAUGGCAGAGACUGAGGCACGACCUGGAGAGAGCGAGGCUACUGGUGGAGCUCAUACGCAAGAGGGAGAAACUCAAGAGGGAGACGAUUAAGGUGCAGCAGAUGGCGCUGGAGAUGCAGCUGACUCCCUUCCUGGUGCUGUUGAGGAGCACUUUGGAACAGUUACAGGAAAGAGACACUAACAACUUUUUCACUGAGCCUGUACCGCUGGCAGAGGUGCCAGACUACCUGGACCACAUCAACACUCCAAUGGAUUUUCAGACCAUGUGGAACCUGCUCGAGUCCCAUCGCUACCUCACUUUCGAGGCCUUUGAGGCCGACUUCGGCCUCAUUGUCAACAACUGCCUCAAGUACAACGCCAAGGACACAGUCUUCUACCGCGCUGCCCUUCGGCUCAGGGAGAUGGGCAGCUCCGUCAUACGAACAGCCAAGCGCCAGGCUGAACGCAUAGGCUUCGACUAUGAGACCGGCAUGCACCUCCCCCGAGAGCCCAGCCCAGACAGCCAGCGCGACCAGGAGAGAGACAGAGAGCGGGAGCGGGGCAGGGAAAGGGACAGGGACAGAGAAAGAGACCCGCCGUUGUCUUCUAAUGAAGAAGACCUGCUCCUGCCCGAGAACAGGCGACGGCUGCCGCUGGAGGAGCAGCUGCAUUACCUGCAGCUGCGUCUGGACGAGGUGAGCUCAGGGAAGCACAGCAUCGGUCAGUCCCGCAGAGCCAAAGCUCUCAGAAAGGAGAUCAGUGUGAUCAAGAGGAAGCUCGCGCAUCAGCGCGAGGGAGGCCCCGGCAUGGGGGGCCGGGAGUCCAUGGGCGGAGGAGAUCGCGGCUCGUCUCUCCCCCACCUCUCGUCGCCCGCAGGACACCACGAUGAGGGGGGAGAGAGCAGCAGCCAGGAGAUUGGUGGAAAGGAGCUGAGCGUGUCCUCAUCCGCCCUGGCUUCCGAGGUGGGGCGUCGGACGUCUGUGCUCUUCUCCAAGAAGAAUCAAAAAAUGGCUGGACCCCCCAAAAGGCCAGGGCGCCCGCCCAAAAACCGGGACGCUGGCUACGGAGGUCCAGGAGUGAGCCAAAGCCCCAUCGGCCCCCCGCAGCUCCCCCUCCUGUCUCAAAGGCAGAGGAAGAGGCCUCGCAGCCCCCACAGCAGCUCCAGCUCUGACAGCGACAGCGACAACGACGACCUGUUGCCAGGUUUGCCAAGUAACGGGUUUGAUACAGGAAACCAGCCUGUGACAGAAAGCUUCCGUGUUUACAGAAACGAGCCCCGUCUGCCACGCUCAAGUUCAGACUCCGAGUCCACGACCAGCAGCAGCAGCAGUGCGGCCUCUGACAGGACCAGCACGACGCCCUCUAAGCAGGGCAGAGGAAAGGCGUCGUUCCCUCGCUCUUUCCAUGAAGACAGCAGUGAGGAAACUUCAGGCACUGAGAAUGAUUCCUACUCGGUCGGAGGGUCCCGGAGCGUUUCACAUUUGGUGCGUGGCCGAGACAGGCCAGGAUGUUGGAUGACCUCUGAUGACUACUCUUCUCUUGAAGCUCUAGACCUGGUGUGGGCCAAGUGCAGAGGCUACCCUUCAUAUCCGGCGCUGAUAAUUGACCCAAAGAUGCCCAGGGAAGGCGUGUUCCACCGGGGCGUCCCCAUACCCGUCCCCCCUCUGGAUGUGCUGAAACUUGGGGAGCAAAUGACCCUGGAGGCCCGGGAGCACCUGUUCCUGGUCCUCUUCUUCGACAACAAGAGAACUUGGCAGUGGCUGCCGCGCUCUAAGCUGGUGCCGCUCGGGGUGGACCAGGAGCUGGACAAGGAGAAGAUGCAGGAGGGCAGGAAGUCAAACAUCCGCAAGUCGGUGCAGGUGGCUUAUCACCGGGCCAUGCAGCACCGCAGCAAGGUGCAGGGAGAUCCCAGCAGCGAAACCAGUGACAGCGACUGAACACAAACCUCAUGCGUCUGUCCUUGAAAGCAUCGCAGAGUUUAUGUUUCUCUCUAGAGAGCCCAGCUCUACAUCAUAGAUUACAAGAAGCCAGUAGCAAAGAGUGGGGGGAAAAAAAAAAAAUAACGUCCACUGCUUUUGCCCCGAGACACACACACACAAACUCACGCACACUAAACCGUAUUUAAUCCGACAUGUAAAAUAUUGUAUUUAAGAGAAUUGAAGAGAAAAAAAAAAUGGUAUUGAUAAUAAUGAUGGACCGAAUCAUGAGUCAAAACUAUUCCUUGUAUGAGGUGGACAUACGUUUAAAGAGAUAAUGGUUUACAGGCUCAGAGGUGAACACAGUGCUACACUAUGAUGCACACACGUCGUGAUGCCUUUCCCUGUCUUUGCCACACACAGCAGCCCCACAUGUAAUGUUACAAGUGAACGGGGGAAACGCACGUCCAAUAAGUGCACCCACACCCACACACACACACACACAGUGGGCAUGUCCGAGGACGUGGCCUCCAUCAUCCAUUUCCACCAUAGAAAAUAAAACAGGCUUGGUGCUAGGCGUCCUGGAGCACAGAGAGAGACCGUCACAGCCUGAAUCGUGGGCAAACCAACGUUACUGUAAUUUAUUCUGCCGACUCUUCCACAAGCUCCUUUCAUCAUGAACUACUUCUAAUCACUCCGGCCCCACAAGACAUCGCUGUGUGGCGUUAUUCUUUCGUCCGUCAGUCUGGUUUUUACGGUUUUGUUAACACAUGUGUCACACAUGAAUAAUGAGGACUAAACUGAAACACAUGAUUGCCUCACUGUCUGUCUUAGUCUCAGGCUGAUGGCUUUAGAACUUUUAUAUAUACAGAUUGCAUAAAGAUAGAAGUUUAAUAAAAAAGAAUUGAGUUUUUUAAA